This is a messenger RNA of Penaeus monodon (black tiger shrimp), 1772 nucleotides long. RefSeq names its product macrophage mannose receptor 1-like. NCBI's taxonomy places the organism in Eukaryota, Metazoa, Arthropoda, Malacostraca, Decapoda, Penaeidae. The record is from RefSeq and is a predicted model, not a curated record. The transcript is spliced from 7 exons. Bases 193 to 1176 code for a protein of 327 amino acids.
AAAAAAAAAAAAAAAAAAAAAAAAAAAAAACACUCAAAUACAUAAACAAAUAUCAGCAACCUGUCGCAUUGACGUCACAGCCGACUUGGACACCCCCUGAGAACCACCAGCUGUGCUGAGACACUUUUAUUUUAAAGCCCCGUGAGAAUAUGUUGUCCACAGAUCCACCUUGGCGACGCCUGACUGCAGGAUAUGGCUCUUGUAAGACGUGGUUCGCUCCUUGUGGUGGGGUUAGUUGCAGUCCUCUCCGGUUGCCAUGGGACCCCCCCUGUGAGAGUUCAGAAUGUGCCCCGAAAAACACCCACGUGCUCCUUACCCUACCACAACAUCGGAGGCCACUGCCUGCUGGUGGACGACCUCCUGCUGGGUUCAUGGGAGCAGAUGAGCACGUUCUGUGGGGACUUCGGCGGCACCCUCGCUAACUUCUACGACGCCAAUGUCCUUACGGCCGCCAUCGCCUACAUGGACGAAAACGACCUCAGGGACCGGUGCUUCUGGGUGGGCGCUUCCGACGCAGCCGAGGAGGGCGUCUGGCGCUGGACCGACGGCACUCUGGUGAGGCAGGGGACGCCCUUGUGGGGAGACCUGGCCGACGAAGUGCAGCAGCCGACCGGCGGGGAGGCGGAGAACUGCGGCCUCCUGCUGUUCGAUGAUCACCACUUCCUCCACGACGCUAAUUGCAGCGAGCAACACGCGGUCAUCUGCGAGCAGGAGGAAGCACUGGUUUUACAUUACAAGCCGGCCAGAACAGGCUGCCCUCUCCCUUACCAGUACAUCGGCGGCCGCUGCCUCUUCGUUAACCCCUUCGGCACCAAUAGCUGGGGGGGCAUGAACACCUACUGCCAGAACAUGGGUGGACACAUGGCCAAGCUCGACGAUGCCAAUCUGCUUGGUUACGUCUUUGACUACCUUACCGGCAAUGAAGGCAUGGGCGACGUGUACUACUGGAUCGGUGCCACGGACGCCGCGACGGAGGGCGUGUGGCUCUGGCACGACGGCACGGAGGUCCAGAUGGGCACGCCUUUCUGGGGAGACGGGGCCAGCGGGCACCAAGCUCCCGACGGAGGCGAGGAGCACGACUGCGCCUUCCUCAAGCCCACCGACCACUUUUUCUUCAACGACUACGUGUGCGAGGGCGACAACACGCACUCCUUCGGGGUCAUCUGCGAGUACUAGGCCCGAGGGGGGGAGGACCCGACCGCAAUCCCGACGUUGAAUGAGGUGACGGGGUUCUCUCUCGCGAUUCAGGUAGCCACAAUGGCCCAUGAGUAUUAGGUGCUGGUAUAUGGUACAUGUUUAUUCAUUUAUGUGUGUGUGCAUGUGUAUAAAUGAAUAUAUAUAUAUAUAUAUAUAUAUAUAUAUAUAUAUAUAUAUAUAUAUAUAUAUAUAUAUAUAUAUAUAUAUAUAUAUAUAUAUAUAUUUGCAUGUGUGUGAGUGCUACCCAUGAACCAGCAUAUCAUUUGCUGGUUCAUGGGGAGCAAAUCAAAGAAUGUUAAGAACUACAGAAGCCCUUUUCUCUCGGGAACAGCUGCUUCUUCUCACAUACUGACAAAAUGACGUAAGUCUUUCACAACUGGCAAAGAUAACAAUGUUUCUACGAUGAGAUAUGUAAAUUGUAAGACCUGUUUAUGAGACUCAUAGGAAAUACCGAUGAAAAGAAAUUUAAACACCUCUGACGUACCGUGUAACCUCAUUAUCAAGCUGAUGCAAAAGAUAACAUCGUUUAUUCACUCAACAGUCAUAUAAAAGAAGAUUAAAGGCCAAAAAAAUUA